This is a messenger RNA of Oncorhynchus gorbuscha (pink salmon), 2937 nucleotides long. RefSeq names its product cytochrome P450 3A27-like. Bases 311 to 1867 code for a protein of 518 amino acids. Lineage: Eukaryota; Metazoa; Chordata; Actinopteri; Salmoniformes; Salmonidae. Gene Ontology annotation, molecular function: steroid hydroxylase activity; heme binding; iron ion binding. The transcript is spliced from 13 exons. The record is from RefSeq and is a predicted model, not a curated record.
AACUUGUUAACUUGCACUGUCUCAAACAGAGUACGGAGAAGAGCAGCGGUCGGUAUUACAGAGUACGGAGAAGAGCAGCGGUCGGUAUUACAGAAUACGGAGAAGAGCAACGGUCGGUAUUACAGAGUACGGAGAAGAGCAGCGGUCGGUAUUCGAGAUCUGCCGUGUCACAGAAGAACCACACUAGAACCGGACAGAAAAAAACUCAACUCAAAAUCUGUCAGACCAUCGGAGAAGUGAACUUGAACGAGUCUGAGAGAAAACGGAGCCUUUGUUUUCGGAAGCAGCAGGGAGGCGAACCGCAGGAAAGAUGAUGAGUUUUCUGCCAUACUUCUCCGCUGAGACCUGGACCCUCCUGGCCCUCCUCAUCACCCUCAUUGUAGUGUACGGGUACUGGCCCUAUGGUGUAUUCACUAAGAUGGGUAUCCCUGGUCCCAAACCCCUACCUUACUUUGGCACAAUGAUGGAGUAUAGAAAGGGCUUCACUAACUUUGACACAGAGUGCUUUCAGAAGUACGGGAGAAUCUGGGGGAUCUAUGAUGGGAGGCAGCCUAUUCUGUGUAUCAUGGACAAAAGCAUGAUCAAGACCGUCCUGAUUAAAGAGUGUUACAACAUCUUCACCAACCGCAGGAACUUACGUCUGAACGGCGAGAUGUUUGAUUCGUUGUUCGUUGCCGAGGACGAUACAUGGAGGCGGAUCCGCAGUGUCCUCUCACCUUCCUUUACCUCUGGACGACUGAAAGAGAUGUUUGGUAUCAUGAAACAGCACUCUGCUAACCUGCUGAACGGAAUGAAGAAGCAGGCAGAUAAAGACCAGACCAUCGAAGUGAAGGAGUUCUUUGGGCCCUACAGUAUGGACGUGGUCACCAGCACAGCUUUCAGUGUGGACAUUGACUCUCUGAACAACCCUUCAGACCCCUUUGUCUCCAACGUCAAGAAGAUGCUCAAGUUUGACCUGUUCAACCCACUGUUGCUACUAAUCUUUUUGUUUCCCUUCACUGGUCCGAUCUUGGAGAAGAUGAAGUUUUCUUUCUUCCCGACUGCAGUAUUGGACUUCUUUUACGCCUCGCUGGCGAAGAUCAAAUCUGGACGUGACUCUGGGAACUCAACUAGUCGGGUGGAUUUCUUACAGCUGAUGAUCGACUCUCAGAAAGGCAACGACACAAAGACAGGAGGGGAACAGACUAAAGGACUGACUGAUCAUGAGAUCUUGUCUCAAGCCAUGAUCUUCAUCUUCGCCGGCUACGAGACCAGCAGCAGUACUAUGAGUUUCCUGGCCUAUAACCUGGCAACCAACCCCCAGGUCAUGACCAAACUGCAGGAGGAGAUAGAUACUGUUUUCCCCAACAAGGCUCCAAUCCAGUACGAAGCUCUGAUGCAGAUGGACUAUUUGGACUGUGUGUUGAACGAGUCUCUGAGACUGUACCCCAUCUCCCCGCGACUGGAGAGGGUCGCCAAGAAGACAGUGGAGAUCAAUGGCAUCGUCAUCCCCAAAGACUGCGUUGUCCUGGUUCCCACGUGGACCCUCCACCGUGACCCAGAGAUCUGGUCUGACCCUGAGGAGUUCAAACCAGAGAGGUUCAGUAAGGAGAACAAGGAGCCUAUUGAUCCGAACACGUAUAUGCCGUUUGGGGUGGGGCCCAGGAACUGUAUCGGGAUGCGCUUCGCCCUGAUCAUGAUCAAACUGGCCAUGGUCGAGAUCCUCCAGAGCUUCACUUUCUCCGUCUGCGACGAGACCGUGAUCCCUCUGGAGAUGGACAACCAGGGUCUGGUGAUGCCAAAACGACCAAUCAAACUGAGGCUGGAGGCCCGUAGAAACACCCCUAGCAACACCACUGGUACCACUCUGAAGAGUCCAACAACGUGACCAAAUGCAGGAGCACCCCACCCUACCCUACCGUGGAGUACCUCUCUCUCUCUCUCUCCCUCCCCCCCAGGCAAAAGGGCUUUACUACAAACAGAAAUACUCCCCCGCUAAUGAACAUUUCUGGAAUCUGUUAUUUCAGCUCAUGAAACAUUUUUGUUCAACAGCCUCUCUAUCUAUCCAUGGCAUGAUAUCUAUCUAUCUAUCUAUCUAUCUAUCUAUCUAUCUAUCUAUCUAUCUAUCUAUCUAUCUGUCUGUCUGUCUGUCUGUCUGUCUGUCGAUCGGCUACUGAAUAUUCAGUCCUUAUCCUGACCCUGUUAUAGGCUACUGAAUAUUCAGUCCUUAUCCUGACCCUGCUAUAGGCUACUGAAUAUUCAGUCCUUAUCCUGACCCUGCUAUAGGCUACUGAAUAUUCAGUCCUUAUCCUGACCCUGCUAUAGGCUACUGAAUAUUCAGUCCUUAUUCUAACCCUGCUAUAGGCUACUGAAUAUUCAGUCCUUAUCCUAACCCUGCUAUAGGCUACUGAAUAUUCAGUCCUUAUCCUAACCCUGCUAUAGGCUACUGAAUAUUCAGGCUGGGAUUCAAUAGGCUACUUAAUAUAAUAUGAUAAUAAGACUGCAUUCACAAUGACUGUAUGAUAAAUCAGUUCAAUCAGGAAUGACCUUUAAAAUGGCACAUAGCUGAUAAAGCGCUGGGAUUGAAUCCUGGUCUCAGUCUCAUGCUUGGUUUGAGUAGGACUCAGAAACCCAUUUCCACCAGAUAAAAGAGAGAUAGUAAUACUAUGGCUGCAUUGGAGGUACAUGUCUUGUUAAAGUUAGACACCAGGGGAUAUUAAAUCCAUGGCAUGAUGUCAUGUCUGGAUCCUGGACACUACUGGCUGGUGGCUGGAAUCCUCCUAGAAUGUAGAACUCUAGCUGGUGUUCUCUAGAACUGUACUCUCAUUCUGUUCCUCUGGGUGUUCUGCUGUCCAGUCAUUCCAAAAUAGAAUCUUUACUGUCUGUUGAGAUGAUCCCUGCAGCUGCUUGGUUUUAACUUUAAUCAUCACAAACCAAUAAAAUCAUCACGCUAAUGAA